Molecule: messenger RNA, 1125 nt
Organism: Sphenostylis stenocarpa
Lineage: Eukaryota; Viridiplantae; Streptophyta; Magnoliopsida; Fabales; Fabaceae
Source: the annotation of a GenBank genome assembly
AUGAUCGAGUCACUCUUUGGCUACAAUUUACAAAAUUCAAUGAAGAACGAUGAAACAAAGAGUAAAACCCCGUCUCCUAACAAGCAUCUACUUGAGCCAAAACGGUUGCAAAACAUAGCAAUACUGUCUAAAGCACUAAAUGCAACAGCCAGGGAAGUAUGCGAUGCUCUGAUACUAGGGAAGGGUUUGUCUUUGCAACAACUAGAGGCACUGGUGAAAAUGGUACCCACGAAGGAAGAAGAGGAUAAGCUCUUGAGCUACAAAGGACAAGUCGAUGAACUAGGGUUCGCAGAAAAGUUUGUGAGAGCAAUGCUUAGCAUACCAUUUGCCUUUCAACGAGUGGAAGCAAUGCUUUACAGAGAAGCUUUCGAAGAUGAAGUGGCUCACCUCAGCAACUCUUUCACAAUGUUGGAGGAAGCGUGCAAGGAACUAAGGUCAAGCAAGUUCUUCUUGAAAUUGCUCGAAGCAGUGCUCAAAACAGGAAACCGCAUGAACGUGGGGACAACCAGGGGAGGUGCUAGAGCCUUCAAACUUGAUGCCCUUCUCAAGCUUGCUGAUGUAAAAGGAACAGAUGGUAAAACCACCUUGCUCCAUUUCUUUGUUCAGGAGAUAAUUCGCUCAGAAGGAACCAAAGCUUCAAAGAGCAUCAUGGGGCAGAAGCGUGAAAACGGAACGGAGGAAGAGAAGGAAGAAGAUUGUAGAAGAAUGGGACUAAAACUUGUCUCUGAUCUUAGUGCUGAGUUAUGCAAUGUUAAAAAGACCGCCACAAUUGACUUAAGCGUUCUUGCAAGUUCUGUCUCGAACCUAUCAACUGGGUUGGCUAACAUGCAGAACCUAGUAAGAGGGUUGUUGUGUGAAGAUGAAAAAAAUAAGAGCUUUGUCAUUUCUAUGAAGUGGUUUCUGAAUUAUGCAGAAAGAAAGGUACAAGACUUGCAUGGAGAUGAAGGUAGAGUGAUGAGUCGUGUAAAAGAAAUAACUGAGUAUUUUCAUGGGGAUGUGACUAACGAAGAGUCGAAUCCACUUCAAAUCUUUGUGAUUGUUAGGGACUUUCUGGAGAUGAUAGAUAACGUGUGUAAUGAUCUUAAAAAGUCUAUGAAACCCCCUCGCGCUAUUUGUGUAGAGUAG